This is a messenger RNA of Anisakis simplex (herring worm), 300 nucleotides long. The record is from the annotation of a GenBank genome assembly. Lineage: Eukaryota; Metazoa; Nematoda; Chromadorea; Rhabditida; Anisakidae.
UCCUCGCGGAAAAGAUGGGACGAAGUUUCAGAAAGGACCUCGAGGUCCAAAAGGAUUGCCCGGUCCACAGGGUCCGAUUGGUGAUGAAGGAAGACCAGGAAAACGGGGAGAGGAUGCACGUCCUGGACGUGCUGGUGAUAACGGUCCACGCGGUCCACCUGGUCCGCCUGGCAAAGACGGAAAGCCUGGUCCAAAGGGACGCCAAGGAAACCCUGGUGAAGAUGCAGCCUACUGUUCGUGUCCAAAGCGUGGAAACAAAGACUCUAAAUCCACAAACCGUACUGUGAUCGACGAACCAUU